CGUUCUAUAUAUUCCUGUGCGAACCCACUUCCCAUUUCACUUUCUAAACUCCAUUGCUGAAAAACAAGAAAGAUUUGAGAGUGAGCUCUAAGAGUGAUAGCCCACAUGGAGAGUGGAGUUAGAAAAGAAAACAAUCCCCCUUCCUCUUCUUUCAGUCUUCAAAAACAACCUCCUGCAACAAACCCUAGCCCACUGAGAAAGAUCAUAAUGGUUGCAUCGAUAGCUGCUGGUGUUCAAUUUGGUUGGGCGCUACAGCUCUCUUUGUUAACCCCAUAUGUGCAACUCUUGGGCAUUCCUCACACAUGGGCUGCUUUCAUCUGGCUUUGCGGCCCGAUUUCUGGCAUGUUAGUCCAGCCAACAGUGGGGUACUACAGUGACCGAUGCACCUCCCGUUUUGGCCGUCGUAGCCCGUUUAUUGCGGCGGGGGCUGGUUUUGUUGCCAUUUCUGUGUUUCUCAUUGGCUAUGCCGCUGACAUUGGCCAUCUCUCUGGUGAUUCCCUCACAAAAACAGCUAAGCCACGCGCAAUUGCUGUGUUUGUGGUAGGGUUCUGGAUUCUUGAUGUUGCUAAUAACAUGCUUCAAGGUCCAUGUAGGGCAUUUCUUGCUGAUCUUUCAGGGACGGAUCACAAGAAGACUCGUACAGCCAAUGCUUUCUACUCUUUCUUUAUGGCUGUUGGCAAUGUUCUUGGCUUUGCAUCUGGGUCUUACACUCACUUGUACAGAAUCUUUCCAUUUUCAAGAACCAAGGCUUGUGAUGUUUACUGUGCAAAUCUCAAAUCUUGUUUCUUCAUCUCCAUUGCCUUGCUUUUAACGUUGACAAUUCUAGCUCUCUCUUACGUACGUGAAAAACCCUGGUCGCCGGAGGGAAGUUCCGGUGACGGAGGUAACGAGGAGGAGAAAGAGGUGGAGGGUGGAGAAGCUAAAGAGUCGACGCCAGCGCCUUUUUUUGGGGAAAUAGUCGCUGCUCUUAAGAACUUGCAAAGACCUAUGAGGAUCCUCCUUUUGGUGACGUGUCUAAACUGGGUUGCGUGGUUUCCUUUCUUGUUGUUUGAUACUGAUUGGAUGGGGAGAGAGGUGUACGGUGGUGAUUCAAGUAGAAAUGCUGAUCAACUGAAGAUGUAUGAUCGUGGGGUCCGUGCAGGUGCAUUGGGGUUACUGCUUAACUCGGUGGUUUUGGGAUUCACUUCACUUGGUGUGGAGGUUUUGGCUCGUGGGGUUGGCGGGGUUAAAAGGCUGUGGGGGAUUGUAAAUUUUAUCUUGGCUAUUUGUUUGGCUAUGACUAUUUUGAUCACCAAAGUGGCUCAAUCUAACAGAAGGUACACCACCGUGAAUGGAGGAACCCACCUCUUGCCGCCGCCAUCUGGUGUCAAGGCUGGUGCUCUAGCCCUUUUUGCUGUUAUGGGCAUACCUCAAGCUAUAACUUACAGCAUCCCUUUUGCUUUGGCAUCCAUCUUUUCUAACACUUCGGGUGCUGGCCAAGGGCUUUCUCUUGGAGUUCUCAAUCUUUCAAUAGUUAUACCACAGAUGGUGGUUUCUGUAGCAGCUGGACCUUGGGAUGCCCUUUUUGGAGGAGGAAAUCUACCAGCUUUUGUUGUAGGAGCGGUUGCAGCUGCAGCCAGUGGAAUAUUGGCAUUCACCAUGCUUCCAUCUCCGCCCCCUGACAUCCCCUCAAACAAGAGGGCUGCCACCAGUAGUAGUGCUGCAUUCCAUUGAUCUGCAGAAUGCAGUAGUGGUAGCGUUUGCCUUUCUUUUUUCUUCCUUUUUUAAAACUUCCUUCCAAGACUGGUGACUGGUCUAUAAAGGGUCUUUUCCUUCCUUUCUUUCUCCUUUUGAGAUGCAGCAGAGGCCAGAAAGGCCAUGUGUGUUGUAAUAGCAAAAAUCAAAUGGCCACAGAUGGCCAUCUGAGAGUCAUAUCUAUAUGGAUGUGUAAACAUGCUUGUACAAGUGAAAUAUACAGUCAUGGUUCUAAUCAUA
Messenger RNA from Populus trichocarpa (black cottonwood), 1974 nucleotides. Its product is annotated as sucrose transport protein SUC8. NCBI's taxonomy places the organism in Eukaryota, Viridiplantae, Streptophyta, Magnoliopsida, Malpighiales, Salicaceae. The coding region runs from base 106 to 1713 and encodes 535 amino acids. Gene Ontology annotation, biological process: sucrose transport. Gene Ontology annotation, cellular component: vacuole; plasma membrane. The record is from RefSeq and is a predicted model, not a curated record. Gene Ontology annotation, molecular function: sucrose:proton symporter activity. The transcript is spliced from 4 exons.